AAUAUUUUCCUUGACAAAGCAGCAACGAUGGAAGACGAGAACCAGCCAAGGCGAAACAGCGACGACAAACACCACCCGGAAGUCGAAGUCACCUCUCACGGCGAUGACGAAACCAACAGCGAAGACGAAGACGACGACGACAGCCUCAACGAAAAACCGAUCGACAAAAGCAACAAAUCCGAUGACGCUGGUGACCCGGAAGCCGUCCAGUUCAGCCUCACCGACCCGGACGUUCUUUCAAAACAGCUGCAAGAGACUCAUCUCAACGAGGACGAGACGGACACUCUCUUGAAAGAAGCGAAGAAGCUCAACGCUAAACUGAAGAGAAUGCUGAAACAGCAGCAGACGUCCACUGGGGCAGAAAACAACAGCAAAGCUCACCAACCCAAAUCUAAAUCACAACAAUUGGGUGCACGUCAAGGGGAAGGUAAACAAAGAAAAGAUACAAAGUUACCUCCCAUCAGUACCAAUAACUCUGGACACACGGGGAGUAAACCCGCCAGUGGAAAAUCUAGAGCGUCGACAACCGUUAACCCCGGGAGUCGGGGGUCACCUCCCCUUCGUGGGGAAACCGGAAGCCGGGGGAAAUCCGCCAGAGCUGGCAGACGACCCGAAUGGAACGACCGUUUUUCUUAUGAUUGAUCGUUUCUACUGUUAAUUCAAAAUCAAUAAAAUCGAUAUGUGAACGCGGGCCCUUUGCUUGUUUUUAUGUCAAUACAAACAGUUGAGUUUAGGCUCGAGAAUGGUCCAAGUCACGGACCCUGAGGUACAAAAGGGCGGACAUUUUUUUUUCUGACAUGGAAAUUAUUUUGUUCUAAUCAAAGCCA
Messenger RNA from Physella acuta, 827 nucleotides. RefSeq lists its product as uncharacterized. NCBI's taxonomy places the organism in Eukaryota, Metazoa, Mollusca, Gastropoda, Physidae. The record is from RefSeq and is a predicted model, not a curated record.